This is a messenger RNA of Trichoplax adhaerens, 654 nucleotides long. RefSeq lists its product as uncharacterized. Lineage: Eukaryota; Metazoa; Placozoa; Uniplacotomia; Trichoplacea; Trichoplacidae. Gene Ontology annotation, molecular function: oligosaccharide binding. The record is from RefSeq and is a predicted model, not a curated record. Bases 1 to 654 code for a protein of 217 amino acids. The transcript has 3 exons.
AUGGCUACACAGCUCUCCAUAGUCAUCAUGCUUAGUAUGCUGGCGUUUGCAAUGCCAGCGGCUAUCAAGCCAAAAUCCUGUUUACAAGAGAAAUUAGUAUCGGGAACUCUGCAAAAUGGUUACUUUAUCUUAUAUGAUAAAAAUAAUCAGCCCUAUACCACAUUUUGCGAUUUUCAUUCUGAUCCUGGAUUUGUUUGGACACUUGUUGAGUCACUUUCAUUAACUAAUUCUAGAAAGGCUAAAUAUCGUAAAAGCUUCGAUUAUAAUGCUCCGACGCCAAGUUGUACUCGUAUAAAUUGGCAAGAAUAUCGAUUAAGUACUGCAACAAUGAAAUCGAUUAAAAAUGCUCGAGGAUCGACUCAUUAUCGAGCGACUUGUAAUUUUAAUCCAGAUGAUAUUAAAGGAAUCCGUAAUCAUCGAGACUAUCUUCGAGUUUCAUCUUGCAACUAUCAAUGGUUCUUCAAAAGUUCAAAAGCUUACCAUUGCACUAAAGUGGAUUACGUUAACAUUCGUGGUCAUACCUGUAGACAGUGUAGUAUACCGAUAUGGGAUGGUGGAAAUAGUUUUCAUCUAUUGAUACACGUUAAUUACGCAGCAGGUUUCGGACCUAAAACCGGUUUUGCUACGCAAGUCACUUCAUCUAUUAGAAAUUAA